UUCUCUCGCACACCAAACUCCUUGUGUCUCUCACCAGCUUCUGACACAGACUUGGCACCUCUCAGUGACGGAUCUUUGCGUCUAAUUCACUUUUUCUCUCGGGGGCUAAAUCUGAGGAAACCCAACAACAAGAACCCCUCCCCCAUGUUUCUAAUUCCCAGUAAAUCGAAUCAUGGUAGAGAAUUUACUUCCGACUCGGUUCCAAUUCCAUCUCCAGAGACUUGAACCGAAGCGUCGUCUUACUUCUUUACUUGCUUCUCACAAGACAACACUCUUCACAUUUCUCUGGAUCGCCGCCUUUGGUUCCGUCUUCCUAUGGCAACGAACGGCUUACGUCUCCUCCGGCUCCAGAGCUGGUCCCGUCGGAGGAAAGUUCACUAUUUUCGGUAAGAUCAAACCGGUUCGGCCACUGCCUCGAUUGAGACCUGUGGUGUUCGAUUUGAAAGAUUUCGGAGGUGUUGGAGAUGGGUUUACGCUUAACACUGAGGCGUUUGAGAGAGCCGUGGUUUCAAUCUCGAAGCUUGGGAGUAAUAGCGGUGGUGGUCAGCUGAAUGUGCCUCCUGGACGGUGGCUCACUGCUCCGUUUAAUCUCACUAGUCAUAUGACUCUUUUUCUUGCUGAGGAUUCUGAGAUUCUUGGUGUUGAGGAUGAGAAGUAUUGGCCUUUGAUGCCGCCAUUGCCUUCAUAUGGUUAUGGUAGAGAGCGUCCGGGACCUCGUUAUGGGAGCUUGAUCCAUGGUCAAAACCUCAAAGACAUUGUGAUAACCGGUCACAACGGAACAAUAAAUGGACAAGGACAGUCGUGGUGGAAGAAGCAUCAGAGAAGACUUCUCAACAAUACGAGGGGACCUUUAGUUCAAAUCAUGUGGUCCAGUGACAUUGUUAUCACCGACAUAACAAUGCGUGACUCACCCUUCUGGACUCUUCAUCCAUAUGACUGCAAAAACGUAACAAUAAGGAAUGUCACCAUCUUAGCUCCUGUAACCGGAGCACCAAAUACUGAUGGAAUUGAUCCCGAUUCGUGUGAGGAUAUGGUAAUUGAGGACUGCUACAUUAGCACCGGGGAUGAUGCCAUCGCGAUAAAGAGUGGAUGGGAUCAGUUUGGUAUUGCAUAUGGACGACCUUCAACAAACAUUCUUAUCCGUAAUCUCAUUGUUCGCUCUGUUAUAAGUGCUGGUGUAUCAAUCGGGAGCGAGAUGUCCGGUGGAAUAUCUAACGUGACGAUCGAGAAUCUUCUGAUCUGGAACUCGAGACGCGGAAUCAGAAUCAAAACGGCUCCAGGACGAGGCGGUUACAUCAAAAACAUAACCUACAAAAACCUAACACUAGAUAACGUCCGGGUUGGUAUCGUGAUCAAAACGGAUUACAACGAGCAUGCAGAUGAUAACUACGAUCGGAAAGCGUAUCCGACACUCUCAGGAUUCAGUUUCACGGGAAUCCACGGACAAGAAGUGCGAGUGCCGGUCCGAAUCCAUGGGAGCGAGCAGAUUCCGGUAAGGAAUGUGACGUUUCGGGAUAUGUCCGUUGGGAUAACGUACAAGAAGAAGCAUAUAUUUCAAUGUUCGUUCGUGAAAUGACGAGUCUAUGGUUCUAUAUCCCCACGACCUUGCGAGAAUUUUGAUUUGUGCGACGAGGAAGGUCGUCUUGUUAAGCCUGCUGCUGAGUCCAAUGUGACGGACAUUGACUA
Molecule: messenger RNA, 1686 nt
Organism: Camelina sativa (false flax)
Lineage: Eukaryota; Viridiplantae; Streptophyta; Magnoliopsida; Brassicales; Brassicaceae
Product: Pectin lyase-like superfamily protein
Biological process (GO): carbohydrate metabolic process
Molecular function (GO): polygalacturonase activity
Source: RefSeq, a predicted model, not a curated record